Messenger RNA from Pyrgilauda ruficollis (rufous-necked snowfinch), 1287 nucleotides. RefSeq names its product olfactory receptor 10AC1-like. Gene Ontology annotation, molecular function: olfactory receptor activity; G protein-coupled receptor activity. Gene Ontology annotation, biological process: G protein-coupled receptor signaling pathway. Lineage: Eukaryota; Metazoa; Chordata; Aves; Passeriformes; Passeridae. The transcript is spliced from 4 exons. Gene Ontology annotation, cellular component: membrane. The record is from RefSeq and is a predicted model, not a curated record. The coding region runs from base 121 to 1287 and encodes 388 amino acids.
UUGACAUGCAUAUUCUCAUCCUCUGCUGCUUGUUGUUUGUCUGGUUGCUGUGUGUUCUGGCACUGGGCUGCACAGCUCACUCCAGCUAGCACUCCCCUCUUGGGGAGCCGUGUUUUGGAGAUGCCAUGUGAGGGCUGCAUGGAGUGGGACAACGUGAGCACUGGUGCAACCACGGAGUUCCUCCUGCUCGGCUUCUCCGAGCUGCUCCAUCUGCGAGUCCUGCUCUUCCUUACCUUUCUCACUGUCCAUUUGGUCACACUGGCAGGGAAUAUGAUGAUCUUCAUGGCGGUGGUGAUGGAGCCCUCACGUCCCCCCAUGCUCUUCUUCCUCGGCCAACUCUCUGCCGUGGAGCUCUGCUACACUUUAGUCAUCGCGCCCAAGGCGCUGCUCGGCCUGGCGGCGGGCGGCAGCGCCAUCUCCGCGCUGGGCUGUGCCGCACAGAUGCAGCUCUUCGUGGCCCUCGGCGGGGCCGAGUGCUUCCUGCUGGCAGCCAUGUCCUACGACCGCUACGUGGCCGUGUGCCAGCCCCUGCGCUACGCGGCCCUGAUGGGCGAGGGGCUGUGCCUCCGCCUGGCUCUGGCCUGCGCCCUGGGAGGCUUCGCCGUCGCCCUGGGCCUGACGGUGGCUGUGUUCCGCCUGCCUUUCUGUCAGCCCCGCCGCAUCGAGCACUUCUUCUGCGAUGUGCCUGCCGUGCUGCGCCUGGCCUGCGCGCAGGGCUACGCGGCCCAGCUGCCCGCGCUGGCGGCCUGCGUGCUCCUGCUGCUGCUCCCCUUCCUGCUAAUCCUGGCCUCGUACCUCUGCAUUGCUGUGGCUUUGUUAGGCGUCGCCUCCCCUGCGGGAAGGGGCAAGGCCUUUUCCACCUGCAUUUCACACCUGGCCGUCACCUUACUGCAUUACGGCUGUGCCACCUUCAUCUACAUUCGUCCCACGUCCAGUUACUCACCGGCUCGGGACAAGGUGGUGUCUCUGGUCUACACCAACAUUACUCCUUUAAUGUAUCCCCUCAUUUACAGCCUGAGGAACAAGGAAAUCAGAGGGAUCCUCAGGAAAAUGCUGAGAAGGAAGAAAAUAGGAAGCAACCAGGAGCAGAGGACAAAAACUAAUCAGGAGACCAAAGUGGAGCUGAAAAUUGAGGUGAAGCUCCUGCCAGCUGGCUUGUGCAACGUGCGCGCCGCGCUCGGGAGCCUGCGGGAGAGGCCCAUGCGCUGCCCGCAGCAGCCCGGGCACGGAGGCCGGAGCCGGCGGGGGCUGCGAGCCGGGCCCCCUCUCCGGCCAGCCCGGGGCUGA